Messenger RNA from Coregonus clupeaformis (lake whitefish), 2754 nucleotides. RefSeq names its product T-box transcription factor 6 (gene tbx6). Lineage: Eukaryota; Metazoa; Chordata; Actinopteri; Salmoniformes; Salmonidae. Gene Ontology annotation, molecular function: RNA polymerase II cis-regulatory region sequence-specific DNA binding; DNA-binding transcription factor activity, RNA polymerase II-specific. Gene Ontology annotation, cellular component: nucleus. Gene Ontology annotation, biological process: heart looping; positive regulation of DNA-templated transcription; regulation of transcription by RNA polymerase II. Bases 1 to 2469 code for a protein of 822 amino acids. The transcript has 8 exons. The record is from RefSeq and is a predicted model, not a curated record.
AUGCUGAGUGUGGAGAUGUACCCCAGUUUGGCCCUCGGGCACCAGAGAAUGGGAGACUGCUACUACAGAGAGAGGGAACCUCCUGCCCACAUGCCCCUCUACCCCUCCUCCUGUGACAUGGCUGCCCGUGCCAUGCCCUCUCACCUGCUGGCCCCGCCCCCCGCCCCCAGCAAGCCAACCUGUAAAGUCCAGCAGGACAGCGUCAAGAUGGAGCUGGAGAACGGUUCACUGUGGAAACAGUUCUGCUCCGUGGGCACAGAGAUGAUCAUCACCAAGAAGGGCAGGCGGAUGUUCCCCCAGCUGAGGGUCAAGCUGUCAGGCCUGAACCCGGGGCUGCGCUACAUUCUGCUGCUGGAUGUGGUGCCCGUGGACACCUCGCGCUACCGCUUCCAGGGUGACACCUGGCAGGUGGUGGGCGGCGCUGAGGCCCGCUUACCCGACCGGGUGUUUAUCCAUCCAGACUCGCCAGCCACGGGUGCCCACUGGCAGAGCAGGAGCAUCUCCUUCCACCGCGCCAAGCUCACCAACAACACGCUGGACACACAGGGAUAUAUCAUCCUCCACUCCCUCCACCGCUACCAGCCACGGGUGCACGUGAUCGAGGCCAGGGAUGUGCUGAGGUGGGGAGGAGGGCAACACUCCUUCAUCUUCCCAGAGACCCAGUUUCUCACCGUCACCGCCUACCAGAACAACAAAAUCACUGAACUGAAGAUCCAAUCCAAUCCCUUCGCUAAGGGCUUUAGAGAGGACGGCAUGAAUAGCAAAAGACAGAGGGACGUGAGGCAAAAGCGGAAGCUAAAUGAACCUCUAGAUAUUGUGAGCUGUGACCCAUGUGACUCCACUGAGCUCCUGUCCCAGUCCUCCUCUUCCUCCCCCUCAGACCUCCAGAGCCUGGCCCUGGCCUCUCUCCCCUCACUUCCCCCUCUCCCUGAGUCUGUGUGUGGGUAUGGCUCCAACGAAACCCACUUCCAGGAGAGCCCUGUUCCAGAGCAGCAGCAGGCUCUAGACCUGGUGGGCCAAACCUUCAUUGCCUCCCAGAUGGCUGACAUCACAGCUAACAUCCCCGCCGAUAUUACCAAUGGGCUGCAAGAUGCAUCGGGCAACAAGGUCACCGAUGGAAUGAUGGACAGGUCCAUCACUAUGAGUCUUUCCCCUUACAAUGAGACAUAUCCAGCCACUCCUCUUGGUUCUUCCUCUUUCGCCCCUGCUCCUCAUCCUCAGUCUUCGUCCUCCUACCGCUCAGAUCCCUCCAUCCCCCAACCCUCCCCCACCUCUAUUAAUUAUCCAUCCAUGGUCACCAGUGACUAUCCCUCUAUUCUCUCCUCUUCUCCAACUCUCCCUUCCUCCACCACAUCUCCCUUGCUUCAGCAAACUAGUUUCACCUACCCCACCUUAUCUCUUUCCACUUCAUCCUUCCCCAAGCCUCUCCUGUCCUCUACCUCCUUUCACUCCAUCCCUCCAUCUGACCCACAGCAAGGUCUGCUCAGUCCUCAUACACCCACAAAUACCUAUUUUCCAUCACUCCCUCCUCCCUGCUGUCAACCCAUCCAGCAGAAUGGGGUGACCACCCAUUCCAUGCUCACUCCCCCGAACCAGGCUCUACAAGCUGUCCCCAUCUCCAACCAGACCCCCCCCCCUCUGUCGGUCUUUAACCCCACAGCGUACCCAUACCCCAACCUACCUCUCUCCAACGUCAACCAAACCACCCCUCCGUCUCUCUUCAACCUCUCAAGUCAGCCAACUUCUCAAUCACACCCCGUUCCCUCUCUCCCUUACUCUCUUUCUUCCCAUUCCACACCUCUAUCUUAUGCCUUUCCCGCUCUCCCUUCAUCCCUCUCUUCUUGCUCUCCUUCAGUUCAAAAUUGGACUCUUCCGAAUGGUUCCUCCGGCUCCGUCCACUCUGCUGUGUCUAUUCCCAACCCAACUCAGAUCCAUGCUCCCUCUCUCGCGCCGUCCUUUCUUCCUUCCUCCUUCACUCACCCCCCAUCCUCCCUUCCUAAUCCAGUUUACCAACCCUCUUCCUGUUCCGCCAUUCCCUCUGCGUCCGUCCCCUCAUUCCAGCCUUCUGCCUCCUCUCAUAUCCCCCCCUUUUCCCUGACCAACCACUCCCUCCCUCCAACGACGUGUCCCCAGAACCAGACCACCACGCCCUCCUCCUACCCCCCGAUAGCGCCCACCGAGAUUGGCUCCUUCUCCCAGUUCAACCCUGGCGCACCCUAUCUGCCAGAAAUGGUACUUCACCACCCCUCACUCCUGCCUCCACUGGAUCCCUCUCUUUCAUCCUGUCUCUCCUCCUCCUCCACACCCCCUGCCCUCUAUCCCCCCUUCUCUUCCUAUCCUCUGCACCUGUGUCAGGACCCCCGCUCGUCCUUCCCCAUACCUCUCAGGCACAUGUACAGGCAGCACCAGCAUGGCCACACCCACCCUCAGGGGUCCUACAUGGAUAUGAGUGGGAGGGCUGUAUUCUGAGGUAAAGGAGAUAGAAGGUAAUGGUCGAGUUCCAGCCCAACUAGAUGUGCAGGCGUUCCAUUGCGUUCCAUUGUGUGCCAAGUCAUCGACUGUGCAGUUGGCCAUCAGAUUGCUAUAUCAUAUGAUGUGGUUAGCUGAUAUGUUAAAUACCUAUCCAGGCAUUGUAAGAUCUGGAAUGUGUCUGCAAUGUUGUCGGGCAGGAACUCAACCGUUGUCAUUGGAAAAUGUAAUGGCCGUGUUCGAGAGCAUCAAAAUCGUGUUGUAUCAUGGGUAAAUUUUGACUGA